Messenger RNA from Cynara cardunculus var. scolymus (artichoke), 432 nucleotides. RefSeq lists its product as uncharacterized. The coding region runs from base 1 to 432 and encodes 143 amino acids. The record is from RefSeq and is a predicted model, not a curated record. The transcript has a single exon. NCBI's taxonomy places the organism in Eukaryota, Viridiplantae, Streptophyta, Magnoliopsida, Asterales, Asteraceae.
AUGGAAUUCCGAGUGGGUGACCGUGUAAUGCUAAAAGUGUCCCCUUGGAAAGGUAUUAUCCGUUUUGGAAAGCGUGGGAAGCUAAGUCCCCGUUUCCUUGGACCGUUUAAAGUAUUGGCUAGAGUGGGGCUUCAAGCCUACAAAUUAGAACUACCACCAGAAAUGGCCGGAAUCCCUAACACUUUUCAUGUAUGUUACCUUCGUAAGUGCCUAGCGGUAGAAGAAAGUGUUAUACCACUUUCGGAUAUUCAUGUGGAUGAGAACAACCGUUGUGUUGUAGAGCCGGAAGCCAUUUUGGCAAGGAAGACCAAGGAGUUAAGGCAUAAAGAAAUUGUCAUGGUUAAGGUUCAAUGGAAGCAUCAUCGAGGGUUAAACGUGACAUGGGAUGCGGAAGAGGACUUGAAGAGGCGUUACCCUCACCUUUUCUCGUGA